This is a messenger RNA of Nicotiana tabacum (common tobacco), 903 nucleotides long. Its product is annotated as cytochrome P450 89A2-like. Gene Ontology annotation, molecular function: heme binding; oxidoreductase activity, acting on paired donors, with incorporation or reduction of molecular oxygen, NAD(P)H as one donor, and incorporation of one atom of oxygen; iron ion binding. The record is from RefSeq and is a predicted model, not a curated record. Gene Ontology annotation, cellular component: membrane. Lineage: Eukaryota; Viridiplantae; Streptophyta; Magnoliopsida; Solanales; Solanaceae.
AUGUCCCGGUCUAAGUCCCGAGCUUGGGCACUAAAUAUCCUUAUUCAACGUCUAUAUGAUAAAUCUAAUUAUGCAAUGGAAGUUGUGUUAGUUGAUCAGUUUAAGCAUGUCAUCUUCUGUCUUCUUGUAUACAUGGUCUUCGGGGUCAAGCUCGACGAGGUUCAAAUUAAUCAAAUUAAAGGUUUACAACAUCAAGCACUUUUAGCUACGAUUCAAUUUAAAAUACUUGAUGUUUUUCCAAGAGUUGGAAAAGUAAUUUUCAGAAAUCUUUGGAAAGAGCUUACUACAUUUCGAAAGGAGACCGAGAGUAUGUUUAUACCUCUAAUACAAGUUCGAGUAAAAUACAUAGAAGAAAAAACUAAGGCUGGAGUAGAUAAAAAAGAAGAGGAAAAUGUAGCUUAUGUCGAUACGUUGGUAAAUUUGGAAUUGCCAGAGGAAAAGAGGAAGCUCACUUAUGAAGAGAUGGCCAGUCUCUGCGGUGAGUUCCUUGGUGCAGCCAGCGAUACAACGUUCACCUCCUUGCAAUGGAUUAUGGCCUAUUUGGUCAAGUAUCCUUCCAUUCAAGAAAAGCUAUAUAAGGAAAUAUGUGAAAUUGUAGGAGCACCAGAAUCAAAGGGAGAAAAUAACAAUAAUAAGUUGAUAAAAGAGGAGCAUUUACAGAAAAUGUCAUACUUAAAAGCUGUGAUUUUGGAAGGUCUUAGGAGGCAGACACCAUCUCUCUUUUUGUUACCACAUAGGGUGAGUGAGGAAAUGGAAUUGAACGGCUACGUUAUACCAAAGAAUGCUAGUAUCCAUUUCAUGGUGAGAGAAAUGGGUUUGGACGCAAAGACCACAGGUUUCCAUUUAAAAUGCCAAAUCAAAUUAGCUACAAAAUACUGUAAAUGGAGUAGAGCGAAGCCAUAG